Zychaea mexicana is the source of this 1839-nucleotide messenger RNA. RefSeq lists its product as uncharacterized. The record is from RefSeq and is a predicted model, not a curated record. Gene Ontology annotation, cellular component: SBF transcription complex; MBF transcription complex. The coding region runs from base 92 to 1825 and encodes 577 amino acids. The transcript is spliced from 4 exons. Lineage: Eukaryota; Fungi; Mucoromycota; Mucoromycetes; Mucorales; Lichtheimiaceae. Gene Ontology annotation, molecular function: DNA binding; protein binding; transcription regulator activity.
GUUACACUCAUAACUUCUUCCCCCCUUUUUUUUUCUCUUGCUUUAUUUUUCAACACCAACACUAUUUAAUUAUUCCUCUAUUUUACCCAUUAUGCAAGAUUAUAAUAAUUACACAACCGAAGUAUAUCGAGCAAUGUACUCCGGCAUAGCCGUAUACGAGAUGCUUGUACGAGGGAUUGCACUUAUGCGAAGACAAAAAGACUCGUACAUGAACUCCACCCAAAUUCUGAAAGUCGCUGGUUUUGGCAAAGUAAAACGAACGCGCAUUGUCGAACGAGAACUCUCGUCGGGUGUACAUGAAAAGGUACAAGGGGGUUAUGGUAAAUUCCAAGGCACUUGGAUUCCCGUGGAGAUUGGCAAAGGACUUGCAGAAAAAUAUGGUGUAUAUGAUGUCGCACGGCCGUUAUUCGAAUUAGAUCCAUCACAGUACGACGACGAGUAUAAUCGAUUACCUACACGAGAAGAAGCACUUGCACAUUACGAUCCAGCACAUACAUCCUCACCUCCUCCGUCACCGUUAAGCGCCGCAUCAACGCCCAUGUCUAUCGCCUCAUCACCGCAUCCAAACCAUCGACGAUCCAUUGACGAACGACCGCGCAAGAAAAUAAAAGUAAUUGACGACGAAAAGCAUCGCAGUUUGUUGAUGGGUCUUUUCGUUUCGUCAGACGAUUCACCACAAAUACCAGAGUUAUUAAAGCCGCCGGAUAUUGAUAUCAACCUCGUAAUCGACGACCAAGGCCACACAGCGUUACACUGGGCUGCAUCAUUGGCACGGAUAAAAACCUUGGAACUACUAAUCGUACGUGGGGCUGACACCUGUCGUGUCAACCAUGCCGGCGAAACAGCACUGAUGCGUGGCGUGAUGAUGCCUCACUGUUUUGAAACACAAUGCUUCCCGAAAUUGCUGGAGCACUUGAAAGAAUCUAUUCCUGUGAUAGAUCGGCGGAGGAGGACAGUCAUUCACCAUACGGCGUUGACGGCAGCUAUGCACGGACGAUAUAACGCGGCCAUGUUUUACAUGGAGCAUAUCCUAAGCACGAUCGGCAGUUCACGUCAUUUACAGUCAGUCAUUCACGCGGAAGAUAUAAACGGCGAUACAGUAUUAAGUAUUGCCAUGCGACUUGGAUUACAAAACAUGGUGACCAUGCUGAACGAGUUUAGUUCGAUCACCCGGAAUAUCGCUGAAGCAAAAGAGCCACUGGAUACCCCUAUUCCUGAUACUUCUAAGAAAACAUAUGGACCAAGUACGCGCGGGCGCGAGAUUGUUUCAACUGUGCAAAAAAUUGUAGAUGAACUCGACAAAGACUAUCAUACAAGAUUACGAGAGCGUGACGAACAACUAGAACGGACACAAGCACGGCUACGUUCCGUCACGCGAGAACUGAACGACGAACGGGAAAAACUCGCAGCACAGCAAAGCAAAGGGCAGAAACUAGCAGAAUCGCACGAAUUAAUACGAAAACUUGAAGAAGCGCUCCAAUCCAACAGCAACAAGCAGAUAGACACUGAAGGACAAGCACGCGAAAAAUGGUUGGAAGAACGAGUCCAGCUUUUGCAGGCACAGGUUGAAGCACAUUCAAAGAUACGGCAAGAACUCGCCGCGGAAGUCGAACAGCUCAAAGCCUAUUCAUCGGAAAAAGAAAUGCAAUGCAAGCGACUGAUUGCGGCCUGUUGUAACAUGACGAUUGACGAAGUAGACAGUAUACUCGAACCGUUAUUAGCUUCGGUAGAGAGCAAUCCACCCGAUCUGGACUUACCCCAAGUCAUCCAGUUCAUGGAACGGUUACAACAGGACGAAGCAAAUAAUAACACUGAUAAUACAUAAUACUCUUUAUCAUA